GAGUCGCUAUUCGGCUUGUCCCGGAAUAACACGAGUUGGUCACGAAUGCACCAGACUGGCCACGUCACGCAGCACUAGACCACGUGAGACCACGCCAAAGGAGGACCACCAUCUAUCUAAGCGCAUCCUGAUGGUUACAGGACCGAGACGCCGCAUCAGCAGAAAAGACGUGCAGAGUUAAAUUGUUUACAUAUCGUAUUUGGUUAACAUUUCAGGUUAAAGUAUGCAUGAACGGCGGUAUUCUGCAGUCCGACUCGAGAUGUCGAUGUGUCAAUGGUUACGUGGGUUCAAAAUGCCAGCGUUUAAUGAGAGAUUGCAAAGAAGGAUUUGCUGCUGGAUUCGGCUACGGGCACGGCCAAUACUUCAUCCAACCAGCGUCUGCAUCUACGCCAUUUAAAGUUUUUUGUCGUAUGUGGUUUGGAGGAAGAACAAUCAUCCAAUGGCGCAAGGACAGCUUCCAGGAACCUUUCAACAGGAGUUGGGCAGAAUAUCGUGACGGCUUUGGACGCCUCGGUGGUGAUCAUUGGCUAGGGCUGGAGAAAAUGUACCAUAUAUGUAAACCAGGGACAGUGGUGCUUACAAUUGAAAUCAGAUUUGAGAAUACCCCAAAUGAUUAUAAGCAACAGGGAUUUUAUCAUUUCUCUCUUUCAAACGAGAAAGAUGACUAUCGCAUGCAUUUUUCACACUCGGAAGGUAUAGAACCUCACAGCAGAGAUGUACCAGUUUCUACCACUGGCAUUAUUAUGUGA
This is a messenger RNA of Haliotis rufescens (red abalone), 749 nucleotides long. Its product is annotated as angiopoietin-related protein 5-like. The coding region runs from base 228 to 749 and encodes 173 amino acids. The transcript is spliced from 3 exons. NCBI's taxonomy places the organism in Eukaryota, Metazoa, Mollusca, Gastropoda, Lepetellida, Haliotidae. The record is from RefSeq and is a predicted model, not a curated record.